Paramormyrops kingsleyae is the source of this 3950-nucleotide messenger RNA. RefSeq names its product integral membrane protein DGCR2/IDD. NCBI's taxonomy places the organism in Eukaryota, Metazoa, Chordata, Actinopteri, Osteoglossiformes, Mormyridae. The record is from RefSeq and is a predicted model, not a curated record. Gene Ontology annotation, molecular function: protein binding. Gene Ontology annotation, cellular component: membrane.
GGAGCCAUCUUGUUUUAUUGGAAAUUUGGACUGGAAGGUGUCGGAGCGGUGGGGUGUCUUUCCAGUAUUCCUCUGAGAAUAAUCUGAUAUAUUGUCAUGUCUGACUUUAGUGCGCGUCCAUAGGAUAAACUAAUGGAAUAAUCCCCGUGGCGCGUCUGCAAUUCACACCUUUAUUUUAGAUAUAUUUCUGUGUGGGGGCUACUAUGAUGAAUGGAGGAUAAAUGUUGCCGAAGCCCGACUGCAGCGGUGUCGCCCUCCUGUCUUUCCUCUGCGCGCUGACUGUAUCGGACCCGCCGCGGUCAGAGCUGCGCUGUGGCACUGACCAGUUCCUGUGCCGCAGUGGGAAGCUGCAGUGCAUCCCCGCGUCCUGGAGAUGCGAUGGCUGGGCCGCCUGCGAAGACCGGAGCGACGAGCUGGACUGUCCUCCCACCCGUGAGGAGAGAUUCCGCUACGGCAACGGCUUCGACCCGCUGGAGGAUGUGGUGGGCGUGGCCCAGCCCAUGCGCUUCAACAAGAAGUGUCCCAGUGGUUGGCACCACUAUGAACGGACUGCCAGCUGCUACAGGGUGUACCUGAGGAACGAGAACUACUGGCAGGCGGUGGAGACGUGCCAGAGGGUCAACGGCUCCCUGGCCACCUUCGUCACCGAUGAGGAGCUGCAGUUCAUCCUGAGGAUCGAGGUCGACUUCGACGAGAAAGUGUGCGAGCGCAGGGACCAGUGCAAGUUCUGGGUGGGCUACCAGUACGUCGUCACCAACCAGAACCAUUCCCUGGAGGGACAUUGGGAAGUGGCUUAUAAAGGGUCCAUGCAGGUUUUCCUGCCACCGGAGGGCCUGACAACCUUCGGGGAGGGCAAGUUAACCAAGGACAGCAUCUUCUGUGCCCAGCUGCAGCGUUUCCAGAUCAAGACCAUGAGCGAGAGGGGUCUUCACAGCUGGCAUGCCGAGGACUGCUACAAGAAAUUCCCCUUCCUCUGCAAGAGGAGACAGACCUGUGUGGACAUCAAGGACAACGUGGUGGGCGAGGGCUACUACUUCACGCCCAAGGGGGACGACCCGUGCCUGAGCUGCACGUGCCACGACGGCGAGCCGGAGAUGUGCGUGGCGGCGCUUUGCGAGCGGCCAGCGGGGUGCCAGCACCUCCUCAGGGACCCGCGGGAGUGCUGCAAGUUCACCUGUCUGGACACGGACGGCACCAGCCUCUUUGACUCCAUGGCCAGCGGCAUGCGCCUGAUUGUCAGCUGCAUCUCGUCCUUCCUCAUCCUCUCCCUGCUGCUCUUCAUGGUGCAUCGCCUGCGGCAGCGGAGACGCCAGCGCAUCGAAACGCUCGUCGGCGGCAACCUCCAUCACUUCAACCUGGGUCGCCGAGUCCCCGGGUUCGAUUACGGCCCCGAUGUCUUCGGCACCGGUCUCACACCCUUGCACCUGUCUGACGACGGAGAGGGGGGCGCCUUCCACUUCCAGGAGCCCCCACCUCCCUAUGCGGCAUACAAGUACCCAGACACCCAGCACCCUGACGACCCCCCGCCCCCAUAUGAGGACUCCAUCAACCCGGACAGCCUCCUCUACAUAGACUUGGGAAGGAGUGCCAUAGCACCCCCUACUGGUGACCCGCCUGACAUGGAAGCCAAUAGUCCCCAGUCUGGGGCCCUGGAGGAGAGUCUGGUGCCGGCACGGUCCCGAGGAGGGCGGGAGGAUUCUGUGGACAGCAGCACGUUAUUGGUGGUGCCAGACACACCCACUGAUGAUUUCCCACCCCCCAUCAGCUCCACCGUGUAGAUGAGAGAGGGAGAGAGAGAGAGAGACGGAGGCAGACAGAACUGUCUGGCAUUUGAGUUGGAGAAGAAUUGAGUGGGAUGUCUUUUUACAGAAAGAGGGAUCUGAAAAUGCUCUAUCGGUCUGAGUCCAUUUCUUAUUCUCUGCUAAGAAAGAUCAUGCUUCUGAUGCGUGACCUGAGGGGUGGCUGUCCAGCCAAAGACCCACAUUGCACCAGACGCCUCUCGAGAAGGAAGUGUGCCGAGCAAAAUGGCUGAACUCAAAAGUGGCAUGAGGACCGACAGACGGGACCCGUCCAGCAGAGGAGUUGACUGCCUGACAGCUGUCACACCUUCCAGAUGGGUCGUGCCAAAUUUGUCAUGGAUUACUGAUGGGAGGGGCCCCCUCACAGGAGUUUUGUCUCCAGACGGACUUUUGGGAACUUUAAAUAGAGGCCCUUCUAGCCAAAGCUAAGAAACGCCGACACUGAUCUCCUCACCUUCAGUGCUCCCACAUUUUUGAUGUUGUGGCCCUUUCGUCACUCGAGGUGACACUCAUGUUGAACUGGUUGUCCGUGCUUCUGGGAUGGUGCUGGACAAGUGACAGCAUACAGAUCCAAGAGUGUCUCUCUGUUCAGCUUUAGCUUUAGUUUAAUCUUCGUAGGUGUUAUCCGGAGAGGGGACUUUGAUAAAAAUAACCCGGAACAAUGGAGAGAUAUAAAAUAGGAUUAUUUGCAUCCUCAAGACUUUUAUAUCCUCUGUAUAACUACCAUUUCUGGAAUUUUUUAAAUAGACUUUAUAACAUCUAUACAAAAACCAUUCAUAAAGUAGUGUUUACUGGCCUCUUGCUUUAUAUUUCACGUUUUCCAAGAGGGAUAAGGCAGAGUGUGUGAAUGUGAUAAUGGUGAACGUGGUGAAUUUUGUGCUUCUUGAGCAGAGGUUCUGAAUCGUGUUCUCAGUUCAACAGCCUUGCAGCGAUGACUAAAUUGAGCUUUUCCGAAAAAGUAUUGUUUGGGUGGGGGUUUGCUGGUUGGGGGUAUUAAACUGAAAGGUAAUAUGAAAUGGAACAUGGGCACUGUCAUAUGGUACCAGGUGUUGUUCGUGUGUGUCUGUGUGUGUGUGAGAGAGAGAGAGAAAAUUACACUUUCAAGUCUGGGCUCGCUAAUUCUCUGCACCUCCUGUGUCCUGCGGUUUGUGUGGAGCAAGGGGAGCCCAGGAGCAGGGAGAUUUCCCCAAUUUCAUUUCUGUAGCUUCUCUAGUAGUUGUGAAAUUGCACGACGGUCAUCCUGACAUUGUCCCUGCGCUUUCUUUCCCGAAAUUUGAUCUAUCUUGCGCGAUCGGCGCCUCUGAAAUGUGGAUCCAACUACAGCCACGUUGUGAAUUUGGAAAGCCGUACCCAGAGCAGCCCUAUUGCCUUUCUCGAAUAACCGAGCACUUUAAAGGUCGCGGGGCAAUGGAGAGAUGUGAGAAGCAGUUCCCUCCCGCCCUCUGGUGUCGAGUCACGGUUCAGCUGAUACGCCUCGGGGCUUGGGCACUGACAGAUCCGCGUCAGCCUGUUUCAGUUUGUGGGGCUGUCUCCGUACGAAUGACAUUGAAAGCACAACAUGAUCAUUUGUGUCAUUUAUUUAAUCUGUCCGCCUUUUUCUUUUGUUGGGUGUAGUGUGUUAGUCAUUUCAGCGUUGACAAUCUUAUGCAGAGCAUCGUUUUUACUGUUUUACGGAACCUUUUUAAAAAGACAUUUAAGCGCUUUAAUAAAACGAUUCCUCCUUCGCUGAGAUCAGUCGAGUUCUCGACGUACCAGGAACUAAGGAGCGCAUCGGACGCGCUGCAGCGGCGCAGGAAAAACGGAUCGUGCUGGGUGCGGAGACCUCAUUUUAUUUUUUUGAUUACCUGACAUUCUGGUUCUGUCAUUUGGCCCUGCUGAGUGAUUUGAAAGCAUCUUGUCCCUAAGAAACGCAAGCUUUGGUUUUUGUUUUAGUAACGCCUACCACAGUUCGUCUAGUACUUUUGUUUAUAGUUUGCAAAAACAACUGGUGGUAGAAAUCUUUGUCCAAGAAAGACGCCUGUAGGAUCAUACAUUUUAUAAUGUGUUAUUCUGCACAUUUGAAAUUCCCCCUCCACGCGGCAUCGUGUUUUCACAUUAAGAAUCAGCUGUACAUGUAAUCAAAUGCCAAAUAAAUUAUACCAUGAAGGACAA